Suillus bovinus is the source of this 471-nucleotide messenger RNA. RefSeq lists its product as uncharacterized. The record is from RefSeq and is a predicted model, not a curated record. The transcript has a single exon. Lineage: Eukaryota; Fungi; Basidiomycota; Agaricomycetes; Boletales; Suillaceae. The coding region runs from base 1 to 471 and encodes 156 amino acids.
AUGCGUGCAUUCAUUCUUGUUACUGCCCUCGCCACGGCCACCAUCCAUGCCGUCCAUGCCAUGCCUAACUCCAACCUCGCGGUACGCAGUGCCUUCCCAGACACCGCAGGCAUCCCCCACAUAUCACAUCCUUCCCACCAACACAAUAGACUUUACCAAGGAAAGAAGGUUGGCGAGGGUGAUCAACGGAUGGUUCUUGGUCAUACUGGGCCAGGGUCCAUUCGUCUAGCUGAGCCGCACGAGAAGCCGAAGCCGCCGAUCUCUAGAAGGCAGAAGAAGACCGGACGAGGAGUGAUCAUGGAGCGGGCGAUCAAGAACGCAGACUACGGUUCCGGAAGUGCUCCUGCAGGGGAAGCUGUGGCACACUCCCAAGCUGACCCUGCUCCCAGUCCGACCAGCACGCCCGCAGCUGCUCCUGAUCCUGCAAGAAUCUCUGAUGACCCAGGACCUCCUCAAGCUGCCCACGCCUGA